AUGAUCGAUAUAUCCCCGUUUUUGAUGGUGUUCACCGGAUGUUGCGGCAACGUCUUCUCCUUGGAGACCUUGGUGACUAAGACGACCUACAGUGUUGGUACAAUGGUAACAUUUUGCCAGUUCUUGUACGUAGCUCUAGUCUCGUAUCUUUUCGUGAUGCUCCCAGGAGAAGGAGGCAAAAAGACAGAUGAUGUGCUGUUGGCAGGCCCCAAAAAGGAUUGGUACAGCUCUUGGCUGCCAGAAUCUAAGGUGCCUAUGAAACGCUACUACGUGAACAUUUUUUUGUUUUUCGUGACAAAUGUCUUGAACAACUACGUUUUCGUGUUCAACAUUGGCAUACCCGUCCACGUCGUGUUCAGAAGUAGUAGUGUCACCGUGACCAUGUUGAUUGGAUAUUGCUUUUUGGGCAAAACCUACAACGCAAAGCAGAUUUGGGGUUCUGUGGUGCUAUCAAUUGGUGUCAUUAUAACAAUGAUUGACAACCAAAUUGCCCAAAAUGAAGCAAAAGGUGUUGAAUACACGGGAAAUUUCAUUGAUUGGUCUGCUAUAGACCUACAUUACAUGUUUGGUAUAUUUGUGAUGACCCUGGCCAACGUUUUAACCUGUGUUAUGGCCCUUUAUACGGAGACUACUUAUAAGAAGUACGGAAAGUCAACAUGGAUGGUGAAUCUCUUCUACCAACAUGCAUUUGCAUUGCCAUUAUUUCUUUUUGUUUCCUUGAAUCUGAAAAGAGAGUUUGAACACUUCACGUCCAACCAUGGAUCUUUGCUCAUCAACUGCCUGACGCAAUUCCUCUGUGUUGCAGGUGUUAAUAAAACGGCAUCUCUUUACAAUGCUGUAACCCUAUCCAUCAUUCUAAUGAUCCGAAAGUUGGUGUCUUUGCUGAUUAGUUGUUACUUCUUUGACAACUCCUUCAACGCAAUGGGAUAUUUUGGAAUUUCAAUGGUGGUGGUCGGUACCGCUCUGUACACUAUGGGAGGCCGAAGCAUUUCACCUCCACUUGCAGCAAAUUCCGAGAAGCUUGAUCUUGAGAGUAAGGGAAACAAUCAGGAUUGA
Messenger RNA from Komagataella phaffii GS115, 1056 nucleotides. RefSeq names its product Uridine diphosphate-N-acetylglucosamine (UDP-GlcNAc) transporter. The transcript has a single exon. Gene Ontology annotation, biological process: transmembrane transport. Bases 1 to 1056 code for a protein of 351 amino acids. Gene Ontology annotation, cellular component: endoplasmic reticulum membrane; Golgi membrane. The record is from RefSeq and is a predicted model, not a curated record. NCBI's taxonomy places the organism in Eukaryota, Fungi, Ascomycota, Pichiomycetes, Pichiales, Pichiaceae. Gene Ontology annotation, molecular function: UDP-N-acetylglucosamine transmembrane transporter activity.